AUGCUUACUCUGCAGCGCUUUCUGCUAGUGUGCGCCCUCCUUGUCGUCGCGCUCGCUGCUCCAGCCCCGAUAUCGCCAUCUCGAUCCGGGAUAUGGCUCUUGACUAACGCGCAGAAGCUAUCCCUAACAGCAAGGAGUCGUGAUGCGCUACACAAUGCCAGCUUGCGAAGGAAUAUAUUUAAAUCCCUCCGCAAAACAGAUCCACCCACAUCUGCUGCAGCUGUUCCGAGUCGUCACUCGCUCGAUGCCUUCCUUCAAGCGCACAAUACAGUAAGAAGGGCACAUGCAUUCAAACCGAAGGAACAAAAGAUGUCUCGGCCCAACGUUGCGGCACUUGCUGGCUGGUUUACGGAUCAUCAAAGCAUCCAAUCCAAGAUUGCCUCGCAAACCAAAUUUCCUGCCUUGAACAUGGCAUCUAUCCCUCAUUCAAAUUUGCAGAACACUCGUACGCUGAAAACCAAGAUGGGACAACAAUCCGGGAGAAAAGCAGCUCCACUGGGAACAUCAAAAGACUUGGCAGGACUUUUUCGCACAUCUUUGCCAAUCGCAAAUCGCAUGGGGCUGACUGGUGACACUUGCACGAGCACGUCAGAGUGUACAGAUGGAAGAUUGUGUGUAGACAUAGCCAACGAAGUUACGUGCUCUUCCGGCGAGGGAUGUAUAUGUGUACCUACGGACGGAGCUGAGUCAUGCACGUCCAGCGACGAUUGCUCGACAGCUGGAGAAGUGUGCGUGCAGGGAAAUGAGAGCACGCUGUGUUUCUCUGAAGAAGCUGUAAAUGCUGGAGAUAACGAGGAGACGUCCACGACUGGCGGCACAGGUUCCGGUGGCGGAAGUGGGCUGACUGGUGACACUUGCACGAGCACGUCAGAGUGUGCGGAUGGAAGAUUGUGUGUAGACAUAGCCAACGAAGUUACGUGCUCUUCCGGCGAGGGAUGUAUAUGUGUACCUACGGACGGAGCUGAGUCAUGCACGUCCAGCGACGAUUGCUCGACAGCUGGAGAAGUGUGCGUGCAGGGAAAUGAGAGCACGCUGUGUUUCUCUGAAGAAGCUGUAAAUGCUGGAGAUAACGAGGAGACGUCCACGACUGGCGGCACAGGUUCCGGUGGUGGAAGUGGGCUGACUGGUGACACUUGCACGAGCACGUCAGAGUGUGCGGAUGGAAGAUUGUGUGUAGACAUAGCCAACGAAGUUACGUGCUCUUCCAGCGAGGGAUGUAUAUGUGUACCUACGGACGGAGCUGAGUCAUGCACAUCCAGCGACGAUUGCUCGACAGCUGGAGAAGUGUGCGUGCAGGGAAAUGAGAGCACGCUGUGUUUCUCUGAAGAAGCUGUAAAUGCUGGAGAUAACGAGGAGACGUCCACGACUGGCGGCACAGGUUCCGGUGGCGGAGUUCAGGAGACGCCUACGGCUGGCGACGGAGAUUCGGAAAGCGAGGGUUCCAUCACGAACCCGGAUGGACUCGAUGUCCCACCAGGCGGUAAUGACGACGAAGAUGAUGUGUGUAUAGACGUUCGAGCCCUCGGGCAUCUUUCUAGCAAUGGACUUGUGUUCGAGAAGCACGCCGUCUCGCGGGUUCUAUGUGAUGAGAACGACAGCUGUGCCACACGCGGUCACAUGGUCGUGUUCCGCGGGCACGCGAUGAGAAUGAGCACGUACUGCGAAUCGGUUGGGUGCAAAGAGGCGGUGAUGGAGGUGAACAGUCCUCGCUUCAAACGUGGGAUGCGCAUUGAGUCCAACACGAAGGGGCUGGAGUACACAGCGUUUGCUGCACGGUACGACACGCAGGCUGAAGAAAGUUUGAUUAGGAUGGCUGUACGUUUUGGGCUGUGA
Chondrus crispus (carragheen) is the source of this 1833-nucleotide messenger RNA. RefSeq lists its product as hypothetical. The coding region runs from base 1 to 1833 and encodes 610 amino acids. The transcript has a single exon. The record is from RefSeq and is a predicted model, not a curated record. Lineage: Eukaryota; Rhodophyta; Florideophyceae; Gigartinales; Gigartinaceae.